Molecule: messenger RNA, 1480 nt
Organism: Betta splendens (Siamese fighting fish)
Lineage: Eukaryota; Metazoa; Chordata; Actinopteri; Anabantiformes; Osphronemidae
Product: keratin, type I cytoskeletal 13-like
Exons: 7
Coding region: 16-1395 (459 amino acids)
Molecular function (GO): structural molecule activity
Source: RefSeq, a predicted model, not a curated record
UCAUCACCUGACACCAUGGCCGGCAGAAAUAUGGGUGUUAGAAGCUUUGGCAGUGCUUCCAUGUAUGCUGGCAGUAGCGGUUUUAGUGCUAGAGUUUCCACCACCAGCAGCGGCGCCGUGUACGGCGCUGCUGGUGGUGGUGGAGGUGGAGGUUAUGCGGGGAGCUACAACUACAGCUACAGCGGUGGAGCUGGCGGCGCAGGGGGUGCAGGUGGCGGAUUCGGCAGCGGCGGAGGAGAGGUGGACAUCUCUGCCAACGAGAAAGCCACCAUGCAGAACCUGAACGACCGUCUGGCCACCUACCUGGCGAAGGUCCGCACGCUGGAGAAGAAGAACGCGGAGCUGGAGUUGAAGAUCAGGCAGUUCCUGGAGAGCAAGACGGCCCCGUCCGGAGGCAAAGACUACAGUGCCUACUUUGCCACCAUCGCAGACCUGCAGGGAAAGAUCCAGGAGGCAGUCAGGUUCAACGGUAGCAUCUACCUUAAUAUUGACAACGCCAAACUGGCUGCUGAUGACUUUAGGUUGAAGUGGGAGAACGAGCUGGCCUUGCGUCAGGCGGUGGAGUCCGACAUCGCAGGGCUGAGGAGAUUCCUCGACGAGCUCACUCUGUCCAGGACUGACCUGGAGAUGCAGAUCGAGGGGCUGAAGGAGGAGCUGAUCUUCCUCAAGAAGAACCACGAGGAGGACCUGCUGGCGAUGCGAGGCCAGAUGAGCGGUCAGGUGAACGUGGAGGUGGACGCUGCUCCUCAGGCAGAUCUCACUAAGAUUUUAGAGGAAAUCAGAGAGCAAUAUGAGGCUGCCACCGCCAAGAACCAGAAGGCCCUAGCAGACUGGCACAAUCAAAAGUCAGAAGCUCUAAAACAAGAAGUGGGUGCACAAACAGAAUGCAUCCAGACGUCUAAAUCAGAGCUCACAGAACUUAAGCGAACCCUGCAAGCCCUGCAGAUUGAGCUCCAAUCACAGCUGAGCAUGAAAGCGGGGUUGGAAGGCACCCUGGUUGAGACUCAGGAGCGGUUUGCAAAGUUGCUGUCGGGUUAUCAGUUAAGAGUAACAGGCAUGGAGGAGCAGCUGAUGCAGCUGAGAUGUGACCUAGAAAGACAGGGCCAGGAGUACCAGACGCUGCUGGAUAUCAAGACCAGGCUGGAGAUGGAGAUUGCUGAGUACAGGAGGCUGCUGGACGGAGAAGGAGGUGGUGGCUCCGGUGGCUCAAAAUCCAGCUCCUCAAAAACAACCACCUCAAAAACACCCGGCUCAGGUGCGUCCUCCGGCUCUGGUGCAUCCUCCGGUUCCACAUCCACAACCACUGUCAAGACCAAACAGCAAAUAAUUACUGUUAUUGAGGAAUUGAAGGAUGGAGUGGUGGUGAGCAGCAAGGAGGUCAUCAGUGACGCUUAGUAAGAGCCAGUGCGACAGCACCCUCAAAGUUGGUAAACACAAGUGAACGCGCCAAUAAAAUUUUGCUGAGGUGCUUCAAAGUAAA